AUGGAAGAGGCCAAGAGCUCAAAGAAUGGAAAUCAUGACCCAAGGAAGUCUGUUCGUCUUGUCUGUGAGGAAGGCAAAACAGUCAAAGUCACAAUUAAUCAAAAUUAUAAACAUAGCAGAAAUGACAAAUCUGUGAAGGAUGUUGGGAGAAGUUCUCCAAGUGGGAAUAGCAGCAAAAAAAGUAAACAAAAUGAUGUUUACUCUGAAAAACAAGGAGAAAAUAAAUCAUGCAAAGUCAAUAGUUGUAAUCCUGGAACUAAAGAUAUGGGAUCAAACGUUCAGGAGCGAAGUCAUGGGAAAGUAAAAAAGUUUUCUAAUUUAUCGUCAGCAGUGGAAAACCUGAAACAGACAAAAGCCCAACCAGUGGGAGAAAACUCUCCAGGCUCCCAUGUUUCAGGGAAUGGGUUCAGUGUGGAAAGCUUAACAGCUACACAGAAAGGGAAACUGGUGUUGGAAAAUCCACUGGGAGUUCAUGCUUCGAAGGCUGGUGUUGAUCAGACUGGUGAUCCUGGUAAAAUAAAGAAUUCUGAAUCAACAAAAGAACAUCCUUUGGAAGUGGAUUAUUUAGAAAACGCUGGUGUUAUUGAUGAAUCUAAUCUGACAGUUGAACAGCAACUGGGAUUGAAACAAGCUGAGGAACGUCUGGAAAGAGAUUAUAUCUCCCGACUUGAAAAACGCUCCCCAGAAUACACCAACUGUCAGUAUCUAUGCAAACUCUGCCUAGUUCACAUUGAGAACAUCCAGGGAGCUCACAAGCAUAUUAAAGAGAAACGGCAUAAGAAAAACAUAAUGGAAAAGCAGGAAGAGAACGAGCUGCGAGCCCUGCCACCCCCCUCUGCUGCACAGUUGGCUGCUCUGAGUUUUACCCUUAUUGAGGCAGCAAAUGAACAAGGCAUAUCAGAUGAGGACUUCAGAAUCCGUCAGGAUAUUGUAAAUGAGAUGGAGAAAAUUAUUCAGCAGCCCUUGCCAGACUGUUCCCUGAGGAUGUAUGGCUCCUGCUUAACUAGAUUUGCUUUUAAGACCAGUGAUGUUAACAUUGAUAUCAAAUUCCCCCCUAAGAUGAGUCAACCAGAUGUUCUGAUACAGGUGCUUGAAAUCUUGAAGAACAGUGCUGUCUACUCUGAUGUGGAGUCAGAUUUCCACGCCAAAGUUCCCGUUGUCUUUUGCAAAGAUGUUAAAAGUGGUUUGACAUGUAAAGUGAGUGCUAGGAACGAUGUGGCUUGCCUUACAACUGACCUGCUGGCUGCACUGGGUAAACUGGAGCCUGUCCUUAUUCCCUUGGUUUUGGCUUUCCGCUACUGGGCUAGACUCUGUCACAUUGACUGUCAGGCUGAAGGUGGUAUUCCCUCGUAUUCCUUUGCCUUAAUGGUGAUAUUUUUUCUUCAACAAAGAAAACCACGAAUUCUACCAUCCUAUUUGGGCAAUUGGAUUGAAGGCUUUGAUUCAAAGAGGCCAGAUGAUCACCAGCUGAAAGGUGUAGAGGAUGAAGAGUUUGUACGAUGGGAGUACAAACCACCAACAAAUGGUGCAGCGAAAAACUCUGUUGGAGCAGAAAGUAAAGCUAAAGUUGAACAACAAAAAGGUGGUGGCAAGAAGGUACCAAGCUCAGAAGCAGACAACCAAAUUAAUGCAAAGGAGAAACAUGGAAUUUCUGUCUUAGCUUUCAAAACCCCUCACCAAGUUUCACUGGGGCAACUGUGGUUGGAACUGUUGAAGUUUUACACACUGGAAUUUGCUUUAGAGGAAUACGUCAUCAGCAUACGGGUACAGGAGCUCCUGACCAGAGAGAAUAAAAACUGGCCUAAAAGACGAAUAGCCAUUGAAGAUCCUUUUGCACUAAAGAGGAAUGUUGCACGGAGUCUAAAUAGCCAGAUGGUAUUUGAGUACAUCCUGGAGCGAUUCAGGACAGCAUAUAAAUAUUUUGCGUGUCCACAGAGUAAAGAUGGGAUUAAAUCCAAGCCAGAUACCAAGAAAAAAGAAAAAGGGAAAAUGAAUAAUAAGAAAUCUACAAGAUCUGAAGAGCCUGUAGCAAACUGUUGCCUUUCACAAGAGGAAAAUGUUGUAGAGAAAGAAAACAUAGGAAGUGGAUGUAACAUACCAGAGAAUGAAGUUGAAUGUAAUGAAGCAGUAGAAGCUGUAGCCAAAAGAUAUACUUCCCAGAACAUGGACUCUUCGCUACUUUCAACAUUGGACUCUAGUUAUGAUGAAGACAAAGAAGAAGCUUUACCCCUUAUUUCUAAUGAAUGCUGUGAACUAAAGCAAAAAUCACCCAAGGAGAGGGAGGAUUUAGAAAUUUCAGUUUGUAUAACUGAAGGUGAGCUGAGCCAUCUCUGUAACUGCAGUGAACAUCAGCCUGAUGACACAAACUCCAGUAAUGAGUUUUCUGAUGCUGAAAGUAGGCAGAGUUUGGUGAUGGAGUCGUCUCCAGAGACGAAGUGCACUGGCACACCAGCUACCUCACCCAACUGCACAGCAGUGGUGGACACUCAUGAGCUCAAAGAUGAAGGCAGACUCUCAACAGAAGAAAUGCAUUAUGUGUUUGACAAGUUCAUUUUUACUUCAGGAAAGCCACCAACCAUAGUAUGCAGCAUCUGCAAACGGGAUGGACAUUCCAAAAAUGACUGCCCAGAGGAUUUCAAGAAAAUUGAUCUAAAACCACUACCACCAAUGACAGACAGAUUUCGGGAAAUACUUGAUAUAGUGUGUAAAAGAUGUUUUGAUGAAUUAUCCCCUCCUUUAUCUGAGCAACAAAACAGAGAACAAAUUCUGGCAAGUUUGGAAAGAUUUAUUCGAAAAGAAUAUAAUGACAAAGCCAGGCUUUGCUUAUUUGGCUCUUCGAAGAAUGGGUUUGGAUUUCGGGACAGUGAUCUGGAUAUCUGCAUGACAUUGGAAGGCCAUGAAAAUGCAGAGAAAUUAAACUGUAAAGAGAUAAUAGAAGGUUUGGCAAAAGUUCUUAAGAAGCAUCCAGGUUUGAGAAACAUCUUGCCUAUAACCACAGCCAAAGUGCCUAUAGUAAAAUUUGAACACAGACGGAGUGGCUUAGAAGGAGAUAUCAGUUUAUACAAUACACUGGCACAGCAUAACACAAGGAUGCUGGCUACAUAUGCAGCUAUUGAUCCUAGAGUGCAGUAUCUGGGCUACACCAUGAAAGUUUUUGCAAAGCGCUGUGAUAUUGGAGAUGCCUCUCGUGGUAGCCUGUCCUCCUAUGCCUAUAUUCUGAUGGUUCUGUACUUCCUACAGCAGAGAAAUCCACCAGUUAUUCCAGUUCUUCAGGAGAUAUUUGAUGGAAAACAGAUUCCACAAAGAAUGGUGGAUGGAUGGAAUGCUUUUUUCUUUGAUGACAUGGAAGAACUGAAGAAGCGUCUCCCUUCUCUUGGAAAGAACACUGAAUCUCUUGGAGAGCUGUGGCUGGGGUUGCUGAGAUUCUACACUGAAGAAUUUGACUUCAAGGAGUAUGUGAUCAGCAUUCGGCAGAAGAAGCUGUUAACUACCUUUGAGAAGCAAUGGACAUCCAAGUGUAUUGCCAUCGAAGGCACGCAGCUGGUCCGGAGCAUGGUCGGGGCACAGCUGGUGGCAGUGAGCCAGCAGCAGGUGGAACGGCCCUUGCGCACUAGGCAGUCGUCAGAAUGUGUAAGUUCCAAUUAG
Molecule: messenger RNA, 3645 nt
Organism: Acanthisitta chloris (rifleman)
Lineage: Eukaryota; Metazoa; Chordata; Aves; Passeriformes; Acanthisittidae
Gene: TUT4
Product: zinc finger, CCHC domain containing 11
Exons: 22
Coding region: 1-3645 (1214 amino acids)
Molecular function (GO): RNA uridylyltransferase activity
Source: RefSeq, a predicted model, not a curated record